Molecule: messenger RNA, 1353 nt
Organism: Choloepus didactylus (southern two-toed sloth)
Lineage: Eukaryota; Metazoa; Chordata; Mammalia; Pilosa; Megalonychidae
Product: phytanoyl-CoA dioxygenase, peroxisomal-like
Exons: 9
Coding region: 65-1081 (338 amino acids)
Biological process (GO): fatty acid alpha-oxidation
Molecular function (GO): phytanoyl-CoA dioxygenase activity
Source: RefSeq, a predicted model, not a curated record
AGGCGGGGCGCCCGGGACCUUAAGGGUCGUGGCCGCUGGCCUCUAGCCUUGUCCCUGCGCUGCCAUGGCCGAGGCCCGCGCCGCCGUCCGCCUGCGCACCGUGCUCGGGCACCUGGGCCUGCCCGCGCCCGGGGCCGCGGUAGCUCACCCCACUUCAGGGGCUCUUUCCCCUGCCCGUGUCCAUCCUCAACAAUUCCAAUAUACUCUGGAUAACAAUGUUCUAACCCUGGAACAGAGACAGUUUUAUGAAGAAAAUGGGUUUCUUAUCAUUAAAAAUCUGGUGUCCGAUGCUGACAUUCAACGCUUUAGGAAUGAAUUUGAGAAAAUCUGCAGAAAGGAGGUGGAGCCAAUAGGAUUAAUGAUCAUGAGAGAUGUGACCAUUGCAAAAUCAGAAUAUAUUCCAAGUGAAGAAGUGGUUUCAAAAGUCCAGAAUUUCCAGGAAGAUGAGGAGCUCUUCAGAUACUGCUCUCUCCCUGAGAUUCUGAAAUAUGUGGAGUGCUUCACUGGACCCGAUAUUAUGGCCAUGCAUGCCAUGCUGAUAAACAAGCCUCCAGAUUCAGGCAAGAAGACAUCGCGCCACCCCUUGCACCAGGACCUGCACUACUUCCCCUUCAGGCCCAGCAACCACAUCGUGUGCGCGUGGACGGCCAUGGAGCACAUCGACCGCAGCAACGGCUGCCUGGUGGUGCUCCCCGGCACGCACAAGGGGCCCCUGAAGCCGCACGGCUACCCCGCCUGGGAGGGAGGUGUUAAUGCCAUGUACCAUGGGAUACAGGACUAUGACAGAAACAACGCCCGUGUGCACCUGAUGAUGGGGAAGGGGGACACCGUCUUCUUCCACCCGCUGCUCAUCCAUGGGUCGGGCCGGAACAAAAGCCAAGGGUUCCGGAAGGCCAUCUCCUGCCACUUCGCCGGAGCCGGUUGCCACUACAUUGACGUGAGGGGCACCAGCCAAGAAAACAUCGGGAAGGAAAUUAUGGCAGCCACAGAUCGACAUUUGGGGAUUAAAUCUCACGCCAGCCUGCAGGAUAUCUGGAGGUUUCAAGCUCGGCUUGUGAAAGGAAGAAGAAUCAACCUUUGAAGUAGCCCUUUUCUGGAACGCUUUUAAAAAGAAACCAGGAGAAAACAAGCUGUCUAAGAAGAAUGUUUGCCUAAUAAGAAGAUGUGAUUCUUUUCUUUUGCUUGCUAACAAAACCAAAAAACAUGUAGCAGGGACUUAAUUGCAAACGAUGAAUUCAUUUUGCUGUUCAGUGAUUUGGCUUUGACUGACAUAAAAAUAGUAAAAGUGAGAUAUAAUUGAUUUAAAGGGAACUGACUUAGGGUUACAACUAAUAAAAGGUGACUGGUGCAGAA